Molecule: messenger RNA, 1102 nt
Organism: Lacerta agilis (Sand lizard)
Lineage: Eukaryota; Metazoa; Chordata; Lepidosauria; Squamata; Lacertidae
Product: transmembrane protease serine 12-like
Exons: 5
Coding region: 31-972 (313 amino acids)
Biological process (GO): proteolysis
Molecular function (GO): serine-type endopeptidase activity
Source: RefSeq, a predicted model, not a curated record
CCGGCCGCCAUUUUGUUUCGCCGACGGACGAUGCUGCGAAAGCUCCACCGGGCAGCCACGGCCUCUCUGCUGGCGCUCCUGGGGCUGCUCAACACGCCCAGAAACGUCACGUCUCUGUUGCCCAUGGAGGACUGCGGAAAAAGGCCUCUUAUGGAUGAGAAAGAAACAGAGUCUCGGAUUAUAGGUGGACAUGAUGCCAUGGUUGGAUCUUGGCCAUGGCAAGUUAGCCUUCAGUAUUAUACCGUUGGCCUAGGAUAUUUCCAUCUGUGUGGUGGAAGUUUGAUUACAAACAACACGGUGUUGACAGCAGCACACUGCGUUAAAAAUUUUAGGAACGCAGCCUUUUGGAGGGCUGUCAUCGCCGUGCAUCAUCUUCAUAUACAAAACGUUUAUACUCGAAAGCGCCGGGUCAGUACAAUCACGAUCCAUUCUGAUUAUGAUUCAGAACGCUAUGAACAUGAUAUUGCCUUGUUUACGCUAAUAAAACAUUUAAAAUAUAACAAUUAUAUUCAGCCCAUCUGCUUACCUGAAAAUGAUACUAUUGACAUGUACCCAUGUUUCAUAGCUGGCUGGGGAAACACAAAGGAGAAAGGUGUUGGCAAUUUAAUAUUACAAGAAGCUCAGGUAGACAUUUUUCCGCUGAGAUUAUGCAAUAGAUAUGACUCGUAUGCAGGGAAAUUAACAAAAAACAUGCUUUGUGCUGGCUCUCUGACUGGACGUGUUGAUAGCUGCCAGGGAGACAGCGGUGGACCUUUGAUGUGUUAUUUUCGAAAUGUUACCAGGUAUUAUCUGAUAGGAAUCACCAGUUUUGGGUUUGGUUGUGGCCGACCAAGAUAUCCAGGAAUCUAUGUUCGUACAGUUAAUUACAGAAAUUGGAUAGAUACACAUUUAAUUGCCAAGACCACCAAUGUGAGCAUUCGAUGGGUUCCGAUCUGUUGGCUUGUUGCAUGGACAGUCUUUUAUAUUCUAUGAAGAGGCAAACUCUCUCCAUUGUACUAGAGUGAACUUGGAUUGCAAAAUUGGAAGCAAAAUUCUUCACUUUUAUCAACAAAUUUACCGUAUUCCCCCUUAUAAAUUAAAUAUACAUAUAUAUCAGAUGUUA